Pocillopora damicornis (cauliflower coral) is the source of this 2193-nucleotide messenger RNA. Its product is annotated as coagulation factor V. NCBI's taxonomy places the organism in Eukaryota, Metazoa, Cnidaria, Anthozoa, Scleractinia, Pocilloporidae. The record is from RefSeq and is a predicted model, not a curated record.
ACAGGGCGUGACUCACGAAGACUCACGUGACUCACGAAUCUUCACUCUUGAAGAUGAUCUUCACGCGAAACACAAGCGUGACAUUUCACAAGGAAUACCGUCGGUUGCACGAACCGUGAUAGAAGAGGAAAACUCUCUUUUAGUUGAUCAACGUGUGAAAAGUACAUUAAACUUUGUUGAUAAAAUCUCCAGAAGAGAUAACUGCAAUUUCCUUAAAAGACAACGGUUUUACUUUACGAGCUGUUUGCAGCACCUUUUAUACUACCGUGACUCCAAAGAAGUGUAAGUUCGAAUUUCAUUUUUGGCAUAGUUCCGCUGAAUAAACCUAAUUUCAGUCAACAUAACCAAUUUACAUUGCCAGGGUCUUGUUUUCGUUAAACCUGAGAAGUUCUUUUCUGCUCUCGGGCGGUUUAGUUCAAGUGUGUGAGUUUAUUUUCAUUUUUAAUUCACCAGCUGGAAUUUACCUGUCAAAAUGUCUUUAAGUUGUCAUUGGAAAGUGUCAAACGGAUUAAGGGAACGUGCGCAUAUUUGAAUAUUUUAAAAAAUUACAUGUCUCUCUAACAACUCAAGGAACGCGAACUUGCAUGUUUAACGUUGUUAAUCGACUUAGAUAUAGUUUCAAUCGAUAUAGUUUCAAGAAUUCUCUCAAACUUAAACAAGUAUGACACAACGUCUUAAACAGUUAUGUUUAGGAGAGGAAAAUAAAAAAAAAAAUUACUGAUCUCAAGACAAGAAGCCCUUUUAGUUACUCUCACGAUUAUAAAAUUACCCAUGUCCUCGUGAUCUCUACUCCAACCACUAGCUAAAGGGCUUCUCACCUUUUCAAAAAUUCUAAAACGACCGAACACCGAGUCAAGUAAGGCAUAUUUGCUUAACCUUCGAGGUCAUUGUUGUUGUACAAUCUACUUUGUUUUUAGUUAUUUUUGGUAAGAUAUACUCUCGGCUGUCGAUGAGCGUUGAUGAAGAAUGAUCAGUUCUUCGAUCGAUUCGUGAUUCAGGCAGUUGAAUUCAGAUUCUUGAACAGACAUUUACAAACCUCGUUACAGCUAUGGAAAAGCGUCAGGUCAUGUGAUGAAUUUUAUGUACCCUCGAUCUGAAACAUUAAUCAAGAGAUACCGAUGUCUAAACAUUUGGAAUUUAUCUUACUUCACAUAAUUAUCUUGUAUGAAAACUCCGCUGGCUAUAACAACUGUCCCACCCGUUUUUCAGAACCAGGUCGUAUCCUGACAGGUCACGUGAUAUACACAGUACAACGUAAAACUUUUGAGAGCUGCACUUUUUCUUGCGAACUGGAGUGGCAAUGUCAUAGUGUCAACUACUUUUUAUUGCAUAAAACUUGUGAACUGAAUAACGCAACUAGGGAGGGUUUUCCUGAAGACAUAGUGGAACAGAGUGGAGUUGUUCAUGUGUCUGUGGUGAUCCACUUCCAUGAUCCUUGUACGAGCAUGCGCUGUGAAAAUGGAGGAAAGUGUAUUAGCAAUCCGACCUUGAAGUGUCAGUGUCUUGAUGGAUUCAGCGGUCUCCGCUGUGAAAGUCUUAAGUCAUUAGGUAUGGAGAGUGGAAUUAUCCCAGACAUAAAUAUCGUUGCUACAUCAUCAAAAUCAGGUUACGAAGCGGGAAAAGGUCGUCUGAACAGACCAUCUUGUUGGAUGCCAGUAAGCAAUCGUAGCACUGAGACCAUCACGGUUAAGUUUAAACACGGGGUCAAAAUAAUUGCCAUAGCAACACAGGGAGCUCCAAACGAUGGCUGUUGGGUGAAAAGUUACUUUAUCAAAUAUGGUUUUCAAAAUGUCAGAGGAUCAUUACCCAAGGAAUACCAGGCAAACUUUGACAAGGAAACAGUAGUUACAAACCAGCUCUCAGCUCCUUUACUUGUCGAUUGGAUUAAAAUUCGGCCUGCAAGUUGGUCCUCAUGUAUUGCGCUGAGAGUCGAGUUGUAUGGAUACUAAAUUUCUCGUGAGGACUUCGUCAUGAUUAUGGCUACAACUCCCCGAUUUGCAAGUCUUGAAAACCGUCAUUUUUUGUUUUUAGUCUCUCCCUUCACCCCCUCAGAGUAGUAAAGGUUAAAAAAAAAAACUUAGCGAAAUAAGGUAUUAAGGGUGAAUAUUAAUUAGCAAUUAACUAUGUUUACAUUUUUGUUCAGAGCGUGAAAUUAAAAUGUUACCUUCCUUUUAACGGAAGUCAUCUAAUUAA